CUCAUGUCGUCUACAUUGACCACGCCACCUUAUAUUACCUGGCCAACCGCAGUGCCCAAGGGCAUGCUGGUUCUCAAACCCGAUACAAACGAAUAUCCCUGGUACCCAUAUCUUACGCAACCGUGGGAGGACAAACCGCUCCGCGAGUGGGAAGAGGAACGCGAGAUUCGCAAGGCUUUCAAGCCCUUUCGCGAAUUGCCUGUGGUGUUUGAUCCUUGGGUCGAACCUAUGAAGUAUGACCCGCCGACAUUUUACUACGGCUGGCCUGUGGACCCAAGAAUCACGAAUGCCUUCGCCAUCAAGGAGAACUUAGCCUGGUAUUGGAAGGAAGAUGGGAUGGGAUGUGAAUACAAGGAUCAGGAUCUGGUCACUCCUAACGAUCACAUCAACGACACAUGGACACGGUUGCAGGUGCAAGAAUUUUUCCAGGGCGUGUUGACGUUUGAAUAUGUGUACGACUCAUCAACGCCUCGGAGUCGGCCCACUUUCUUUUGGUCCCUCUACUCGAAUUAUACGCAUCCUCAUCAGCGUCCGUCGAAGAAGCAGAUUGCGAAGCUGCAGGUCGACUUUGGACAUCGGGAUAUCCCUCAAUGGUAUUUGGACGCUGAUACAUAG
Punctularia strigosozonata HHB-11173 SS5 is the source of this 615-nucleotide messenger RNA. RefSeq lists its product as uncharacterized. The record is from RefSeq and is a predicted model, not a curated record. Lineage: Eukaryota; Fungi; Basidiomycota; Agaricomycetes; Corticiales; Punctulariaceae. The transcript is spliced from 2 exons. Bases 4 to 615 code for a protein of 203 amino acids.